This is a messenger RNA of Schistosoma margrebowiei, 2933 nucleotides long. Lineage: Eukaryota; Metazoa; Platyhelminthes; Trematoda; Strigeidida; Schistosomatidae. The record is from the annotation of a GenBank genome assembly.
UACGUUUAUCUUCAAGGUCGAGGCGGUUAGCACACUUAAUGACAAUAAUACAGAGCUUUUCCUCCAUAAUUCAGUUUUUAUCACCUGAAAGGAAAUGUGGAUGUAAGGGAAUCCGGAGUUGUGCAAUAUGUGACAAUGACAACAUUCAAAAAGAUAAAGGACGACAGCUUGACGAGUUCACAUUUUGUCCUUCUUGCGAUAUGGCAGUCGUUGAGACAAACAUAAUGUCAAAAGAGUUUCAUGUCCAUCAAGGUGGUUUUCCUUUCCUGGACAUCGAAGUUAUUCGGGAUUUUGUUGACGAAAAUGAAGAAGCAAUGUUAGUCGAGGAGAUCGAUAAACAAGCAUGGGUUUUAUCUCAAUCUGGGAGGAGAAAACAGGAUUAUGGACCAAAAGUGAAUUUCAAACGACAGAAGGUGCACAUUGGAGGAUUUGCUGGUCUGCCAGCAUAUUCUAGGUUCCUCAUAACACGUUACAAUGACUUGAUUAGAGAGAGCAAAUCUCUUCGCCCUGAAUUUCUCCCAGUGGAGUUGUGCAACCUGGAGUAUAAAUCAGAUCGUGGAGCUUGUAUUGUACCGCACUAUGAUGAUUCAUGGUUGUGGGGUGAUCGAUUGGUGACUGUCAAUUUGAGUGGUGCCACUUAUUUAACUUUCACAUUACCGACAACUGAUGUGGUGGAUGGCAUAAACCACGAAUUUAAACGUGUCCAAUCGUAUGUGCCAAAUAUUUGUCGGGGCUCAUUUUGCGUACGUGUGCUGCUGGACAGACGUUCCCUUGUGGUUGUUAGUGGACCUGCACGAUAUAUAUGGCAACAUGAAAUUAGGCGUUCAGAUAUACCUAUCCGACGUAUUGCUAUGACAUUUCGUGAAUUGAGUAGUACAUUUUCCCCCGAAUCAGGUAAUAUGACAGACGAACAAAAAUUCGGUAAGAAACUCUUGGAAAUCGCUUCCACAUACCCUCAUAUGUGAAAUAAAAAGAUGAAAUAUAUAACUGUGUUAAUAACAACUAACAAAUAUAAACCCUUAAAGUUUUUCAUUAAACUUAAACUUGACAAGCUACACUCACAAAAUCAUUCUAUUGAAGAGGCGCACCAAUGGUGAUGAGGUUGUUUUAUACAAAUGGUAAAACAAUCAAUAAACUAUAUAAUCUCUGUUCCUCAUAACACUCAACUCUUUCGGUUACAGGAUCAUCAAGCUCCUAUAAAUUCUUUUAAGUUAUGUUCAGUAAUAUUGUACUAACAGGAAAGCGAUUCUUGAAAAACUCCAUACAAUGAAACCCAAAUGACAAAUGAACCAGCAUAAUAUGAGUUAUUUCAUGCUUUCUCUUCAGUUGCCUACAAUCGUAUUCGUAUCAAAGUGUAACAUUGAGGUAUAAUAAUAAUAAUAAUACGGAAUUAUAGACAUUGGCGACGGAAUAGAAAAAAAAGCCCAGUUAUUAGAAAAUUCUAUACGUUAAAAUACACGCUCACAUUAAUUCAUUGAGAAGUGUGUCAAAACAUAUGGAUGUUUUAAGUAUGAUACAACAUAGAAGAAAGCUUGCUUUGUAUAUCUUCGCUUUAAUAAAGAUGAAGUUACUGAAACAAUUAUUGACAAAGUAAAUGGCACAAUGAAAAUCGCUCAUUCAGUAACAAGAUUAUUCAACUUACAUAAAGUAAACUGCUCCCUUGAAAAAAAAAAGUCGACAAGUCUUCUUCUCUCAGUACCUCCAACUACAUAUAUCUAUCUACGUCCAAAAGCGUAUAUACAUAUAUAUUCUCUAACACGUUUCAAAGAAUGCGAGACUAAAACUAUUCAGUAUCUAAUUGGUAGCAGGCAGAGUUCAAACUGGAUUUGUUUCCAGACAGAGAAAUAUCAAUCUACCACUGCCUUAGUAAAUACAUCUUUGUCAAGAUCAUCUACAAUUAUUGUAUUUAUUUUGUCAUUCAAUCUUUGCUAAACUAAAUGUUAUUUCAUCUACGUUAAAAUUAUAUUUUCAUUCGCCUACUUCUUAAUACUUAUAAACACUCAUAUGAUUUGGAAAUGGUAGAGAAGAUUUAUAGCUCAAGUGGAUGAUUUUGAUGAAGCUCUACGACCAAACCAUUCAGCUCAGAGAACAAAACUCCGUCAACGGUUUCCGCACUUCAUCUAGUUACUGUCAUACUCUGUUUCUGAAUUCCAUCUUCACAUGACCUCACGCAUGCUUUAUAUAUAUAUAUAUAUAUAUAUAUAUAUAUAUAUAUAUAUAUAUAUAUUGCUAUUUAAAACCAUUGCUACUUCAAUUCUCUCCGUCUGUAACUUUAUAUUAUUAUUGUGUCUUAAUGUUACACUUUAAUACGUAUACAGUUAUGAGCAGUUGAAGGUAAACCACGAAACAAAAUGAAUUCUUUGUUGUGCCUCAAUUGUUGCUUUGACUUUUAUUCAAAUAAUAUUAUCUUGAUAUUGUAUUCUUAACACUGUAAUUAAGUCAUAUUUCCCCCCAUCACCACCACCAACUAAUUCUGCUUAUAAUUUUGAUCGUUUAAUAAUAUAGGAACUUGUACAUAUAAAUUAGAUGCUCAGUAGUUGUCUUUACAAUUUAAGGUUUUCUAACAACUUUAUUUAUGUAAUCUUUCAGCUUAAUUAAGAAAAGUAGAGAAAUUUGAUGAUGAUGAUGAUGAUGAUGAUGAUGAAGUAACGUAAAAUAUGAUCUACUUAACACUUCUAGUGGAUAUUUAGAGUAGUAGUAGUAGUAAUGGUAAUCGGAUAUUAGUCUGUUGGACCGAGAUUAAAAUUUCUGAGACAAUUAACCAUACCUUCUUAAAACUCAAAUGAACCACAUCUCUAUUCAUAUGUGAAGAAUCUAGAAACUGUAAAUUAAUCCUUAAACUCCUUCAAAGGUAAAUUAUUUGAAAGAUUAUCAAAUAUCUACAUUAAUAAAAUAUUAGUUAAUUGUUACUUUACAGUAAAUUAAGAUUUAUG